GAAGAAUGUGACACCAUCUCUUCAUUUCACUUCAAGCACUUCCUCACUGUUCCAACCAAAAGUGGCACAAAUCUCAGCUCCUUUUUGUAAUGAUUUCAUCAUUGCCACUGUCAACAGCAAUUUAAUAAACACCCAAUUUAGGGAGCCGUAAACAAGGUGUGCAAACUUCUGGAGAGCUGUCGGGAUGCUGCAGAGCGGGGCGGCUGGAGGCCGUGGCUGUGCUCUGUGCCCACUGCUGGGCGUCCUAUUCUUCCAGGGUGUUUACAUCGUCCUUUCCCUGGAGAUUAAAGCAGAUGCCCAUGUCCGGGGUUAUGUUGGAGAAAAUAUCAAGUUGAAAUGCACCUUCAAGUCAACCUCAUCUAUCACUGACAAACUCACCAUAGACUGGACAUAUCGACCUCCAAGCAGCAGUCGCACAGAAUCAAUUUUUCAUUAUCAGUCUUUCCAGUACCCAACCACAGUGGGCACGUUUCGGAAUCGAAUUUCCUGGGUUGGAGAUGUGUACAACGGGGAUGCGUCCAUAAGCAUAAUCAACCCUACCAUAAAGGACAAUGGGACCUUCAGCUGUGCUGUGAAGAAUCCCCCGGAUGUGUACCAUAAUAUUCCAGGGACAGAGCUAACCGUCACAGAAAGGGGUUUUGGCAUGAUGCUGUCCUCCGUGGCCCUUCUUUCCAUUCUUGUCUUCAUUCCCUCAGCUGUGGUGGGUGUGCUGCUGCUGGUGAGAAUGGGGAGGAAGUCUGCGGGGCUGAAGAAGAGGAGCAAGUCUGGCUCUAAGAAGUCAUCUAUUGAGGUUUCAGCUGACAGUGACCAGGAGAAGGAUGACUGCAUGGGCAAGCUUUGUGUCCGUUGUGCCGAGUGUCUGGAUUCAGACUAUGAAGAGACUUACUGAUGAAAGUCUGCAUGAUAGAAGAAGAGUCACCUAAUAACAGAAAAUAUCCCAUUCCACUGUCAGCUAAAGCCUCCCAGAGAAGUGGAGCUGGCUUGGACAGUAGUGAUGGAGAAUUCUGGAAGCCAUCAGUGAAGACUUUAGGAGCCAUUUAUUUAUUGAAGAAAUGUUCUUUUUGUAUUUAUAAACUGUUCAAAAACUCUCAGAAGAAACUUAUAACUACCCCUUUAAAUAACUUAUACUCUAAUUGAAUGAAGGAAUUCUUUUCCUAAAUAGAAAGAUACUUUUUGUUUUGCCUUUGCUCUUGAAUGUAUUACAUGUUUUCUUCCAAUUUUUUGAGGGAGAAUCCUAGAUGUUGGCCAUACUGCUGAUGCCAAAAUGUGUACAUAUAUUUAAUGAAAUGGAGCUUGGAGCUUCCUGAUGUGCUCCCAGGCAAAAUGUUUGUCUGGGAUAGCUAUUCUUUAUUUUUUGCUCCAUGAACAUUUUCAGCUGUGAGUUAGCAUACAGCAUAUACUCGUUGGUUUAAUGAUCUCAUCAUCAAUUGUGUUUGGGAGGCUUGGAGUGCAUAACCUCAGUUUUUUUUUUAGAGUUGGUAGGCUCGGGAGUCAGUGGUUUACUUUGACUGGGUUUUUAAAGUGUUAAAGUGCAUUCAGUUUACAAUUAAGGAAAGAAAUGAUGAGAUAGAGGGAUUCCUUUCUUUUGUCUUACUAGGUGCAAUUUGUUAUUUUAC
Molecule: messenger RNA, 1616 nt
Organism: Lagenorhynchus albirostris (white-beaked dolphin)
Lineage: Eukaryota; Metazoa; Chordata; Mammalia; Artiodactyla; Delphinidae
Gene: MPZL3
Product: myelin protein zero like 3
Exons: 7
Coding region: 185-889 (234 amino acids)
Cellular component (GO): membrane
Source: RefSeq, a predicted model, not a curated record